Acaulospora morrowiae is the source of this 2364-nucleotide messenger RNA. The record is from the annotation of a GenBank genome assembly. NCBI's taxonomy places the organism in Eukaryota, Fungi, Glomeromycota, Glomeromycetes, Diversisporales, Acaulosporaceae.
AUGGCAGAUAUACAUGUUGUUGCCAUAAUCGAUGACUUGAGUUCUGAAUAUUUAAGAAUUCCAAGACCAAGUAUCUGGCUACCACGUACAUGGUCUCUUAAAAAAAAUGUUCGAUCAAAUCAAAUCAUUACUAUUUCUACCUCUCCAAAACUCAACUCAUCAAAAUCCUUUGCACUGGUAAAAUUAUAUUCAAAAUGCUCGGAAUUAUUUCGCAAAAGUCCUAUCUUUCCCGAGAAAUUGGAAUUUUCUUUGCUCGAAUUACAACCACAAUCGCAAGGCGUUGAUGAUGAAAGAAAUUUGGGGAAUGGAAAUUUUGAUACUCAAGCAGUUAUUUCGAAAUCGUUAGCUUGUAACUUGGGCAUUUGCGAAAUUACAGGAGAUUUAGAGAACUUGAAAUAUCCAAUUAAAUUCAAACUUGGUGAAAUGAUAAAUAACGUGCCAAUUGCAGAUCGAGUCAUAAUGUACGUUCCAUCGAAUAUAUCGCUGAAUUUUAAUUGUAGUUUUCGUGAAAGUAUCUUCAAGAGAGCUCAUUUGGGUGCAUUAGUAUCAUCAAACAAUUGGAUAUGUCAUCUUGGAUGUAACGGAAUGCAGUUUUUUAAAAUUAUUCAAAUUUUCCCGAAUAACGACAAUCUUUCAAAGACAUCAUCAAUGUCGAUUUGUAAAAUUUCGGACUCAUCAAGGAUUGAGGUGAUUGACGAAAAUUCAGAAGAAUUGAUUAAAUAUCAAGGAGCUGAUGUGCCAGGAAAGAAAUUUCAAUUCCAAACGAAAUCAGAAUGGAUGAAGAAGGUCAUUAGGCAAAUUGGUGGGCUGGACGAGAUCGUCGAUGAGAUUAUUGAACAAAUUCAUUGUUUUGUGGUCACAUCUCAACAAAAGAAGUUUAUAAAAAGAAGCAAAGGCAUUAUAUUAACGGGAAAACCUGGGACCGGAAAAACUGCGCUUGCCCUGUGUAUUGCUGAAACCUCGGGACUUCCUUAUGUGAUUAUUAACUGUCCGGAUAUUUUCAAGACAGAUGAAGGGGCAGCGGAAAAAGAAAUUAAAUUCAUAUUUGAAUCAAUGCAAAGAUUUCGAGUUUCGUUAAUAAUAUUAGACGAAAUUGACGUGAUAGUUGAUGUUUCGGCUAAUUUACGUGCAGGAGUUGAGGCAAAUUUAUACUCAACGAUUAUUAAGUUGAUUGAUUUAAUAAAUGAAAAUACAAGGGAAGAGAAAAUCAUAGGACAAGUUUUUGUUAUUGGAUUAACCAAUCGUCUUCACGCUGUUAACAACACUCUCCGUCGUCCGGGAAGGCUCGAUCGCACAUAUGAACUCCUUAUUAAAAAGCCCGAGCAAAGGCAAAAGAUUUUGGAAAUUAUGACAAAAAAAAUGCGAUUUGAGGAAAGGCAGAGAGACCUAAUCUUAGAUGAAAUUAGUAAAAUAACGCAUGGAUUUGUUGCUACUGAUUUACAACAUCUUUGUAAUAAAGUUGCAAUUCAACUUAUCCGAGAAGUCGGUACCUCACAAGUUGUUACUUUGGAAAAUUUUUUGGAAGCCCUGAAAGACGUAAAACCAUCUGAUCUUAACAAAUUUCGAACUAAGACACCAGAUGUUAGGUUUUCUGACAUUUUUGGUAUUGAUGAUAUUAUUGAGGACCUAAGAUUAACCAUAGUUGAGCCGUUUAAUAUGCCUCAAGAGUUUAUCGACUUUGGGAUUUUGCCGCCACGUGGAAUUCUCAUAUAUGGUCCCCCUGGCGUUGGAAAGACAAUGCUAUGUCGUGCUAUUGCUGCGGAGAUUGGUAUAAAUUUCAUAUUAGUGGAGAGUUCACAAAUAAUUUCCAAGAUUGUUGGUGAAUCAGAGAAAAACAUUGCAAACGUGUUUGCCCAAGCAAAAGCCAAUUCUCCUUGCGUUUUGUUUAUCGACCAGGUUGUACGAGGAACUAGUACAACAUCGGAAAACUCAUCGGAUCGGCUAAUAACAAGUCUUUUGACCGAGAUGGACGGUUUUUUUACCUCGAGACGUGGCGAAAGGCCAGAAGUUGAUGUCUUGGUGGUUUCGGCAACGAACAAUCCCGAAAUACUAGAUUCUGCGUUACUGAGACCCGGUAGGUUAGAUCAGCACGUCUACAUUCCGCCACCAGGUGACAAGCAGAGGGAUGCCAUUUUAAGAGGUAUAUUUCAAAAAAUGCCAAUAACCAUGUCGGAUGAACAGUUUUCGUCCUUGAUUAACGAUACUAAGGGAUUCUCUGGAGCGGAUUUGGAUAAUCUAUGCAGAGAGGCUGCACUGAUAAGCAUAAGAGAAAACACAGAUAAUGAAAUGGUUACUCAUAAUCACUUUAUCAAAGCAAAAUCUGUUUGUGCAGCUUCCUUACUAGCUGCAGCUCGGACCGAUUGA